AUGGAGAAAAAAGAUAAAUUGAACAGAUUUGUGGCCGAGUCUAUUAUAAACUCACAGACCGGAAAUAUUUCUAAAGUGUUUUUGGGGAGAAUUGACAAUGAGCCUGCAAUUCUCACACUGAACAAAGUGGCAUUUAGCCAGGAAUUCAUACAUCCUGAAAAAAGUCAUCUUAUACAUGAGAAUGAUGUGUACAGCAGCGGCACAUUUGAAAAUAGCGAGGCAGUGAAGUAUGCCAUAAUACACCCUGCCACAGAAACACAAAUAAAAAAAUACACUGCCUCAGAGCAUACCAUGGUUAGAGAGACUCCUAGUAUGUAUGCCGAUAAAGUGCUUCCACUGGCCCUUAGAAGCAGCCCUAACUGCAAGUGGGUUGAUACUAUUUUCAGCCAGUCCGCUGGGCACUCUACUCCCUGCAUAACUGAAGGAAAAGAAGAAGUUCUUUUUUUAGACAGUGAGUUUCUUAUUUGCCCAGAUUUAAAAUGGGACAGAAAGACCGCUGAAUCACUCUACUUGCUUGUUCUGCUAAAAGACCCAGCAAUAUAUACAAUACGAGAGCUACGGCAGGAGCACAUUCCUCUCCUUGAAAGAAUCCAAGCAAGCAUUCAAAAAGUGCUCAGUACAUACGAAUACAGAAUGGACCAAGUGAUGGUAUACUUCCACUACUACCCAACCUUCUACAGAGCCCACAUUCAUGUUUCUUCUAUCUCCUCAAACUGGGCAGGAAGAUCCAUUGGAAGCUCUAUACUAUUGCAUGAUGUUAUUGAGGGGCUAAAAAUCUCCUCAUCGUUUUUUAAAGAUAAAACAAUGGAAAUAUGUCUUGCAAAGGGCUCUUAUCUAUACGAAGCGUAUUCUAAAUAGACAUACCAGAAGAAACUAUAACUUGUCUUGCAGUUAAUACAUAGUA
This is a messenger RNA of Nematocida parisii ERTm1, 904 nucleotides long. RefSeq lists its product as uncharacterized. Gene Ontology annotation, biological process: deadenylation-dependent decapping of nuclear-transcribed mRNA. Gene Ontology annotation, molecular function: hydrolase activity; RNA 7-methylguanosine cap binding. The transcript has a single exon. Gene Ontology annotation, cellular component: P-body; nucleus. NCBI's taxonomy places the organism in Eukaryota, Fungi, Microsporidia. The record is from RefSeq and is a predicted model, not a curated record. The coding region runs from base 1 to 858 and encodes 285 amino acids.